AAUCUGGUAAAAAGAAGUUAGAAACAAUGGCGGUUGAUCACCGGAACGCCGGCGGCAUGAAAGGCACCUCGGCCGCCUUCGACUGCAACAAAUGCCUGGACGCCGCCUGUGAUCCGGUGGUCACAUUUUGCGGCCACCUGUACUGCUGGCCUUGCCUCUACAAGAGGUCCCGGGCCCACUCGGACGGCCCUCUCCGCUGCCCCGUGUGCAAGGCCGAGCUGCCCGGCACGUCCGUCGUCCCGCUCUACGGCGGCAGCGGCGAGGCGCCGACCAAAGCCAGGCCGGUUUCCUCUUUAAGGGUCCCCCGAGGCCACCCGCGUGCCCCACUCCCCAACAACGCCUGCACCCUUGCCCGCAGGCCCGCCAUCGUGUUGACUUUUGGGAACACAUAAUGGCGGGCCCAGCGGGCAGGAUCUUCGGGAAAAUAGUUUUCUUCUGGUGCCUCUUUGUGGGUCUCUUGUUGAUUUAGUAAAAGAAAAAAUUACAUCUAAUGUUGUCUAUACUAGACUCGUACCCGUGCGUUGCACGGCUAGAAAAUGAAGUUACAAAUUUAUG
This is a messenger RNA of Cuscuta campestris, 555 nucleotides long. NCBI's taxonomy places the organism in Eukaryota, Viridiplantae, Streptophyta, Magnoliopsida, Solanales, Convolvulaceae. The record is from the annotation of a GenBank genome assembly.